AUGAGCUCUGUGAAUGCCAAGCUGCAAAAGACCUUACAGAGAUUCCAGGAUAGGAUUGAGGCUGGAGAUUACUAUGAAGCGCAUCAGACCCUUAGGACGAUCGCUAAUAGAUAUGUGAGAAGUAAAUCCUACCAGGAUGCCAUCGAUUUGAUCUCACAUGGAGCCCAAUCCUUUUUGAAGGCUAAGCAGGGUGGUUCCGGUACAGAUUUGGUUUUUUACCUGUUGGAAGUUUACGAAGUGGCCGAAGUUAAGGUUGAUGAUGUCUCCGUAUCCAGGCUUGUUCAACUGUUGGUUAUUAUUGAUCCUCAAGAGCCCAACCUCAAGGACGUGGUCACUGCCAUGAACAAUUGGUCUAUCAAGUUUGGAGAUUACAAGUUUGGUGACCCCUAUUUGCACAGUGCCAUUGGAUCUGUAUUGAUUGAAGGUGGAUUCGCAUAUGAAGCCGAAAGAUAUCUGAUGUUAGGUCCUCACGAAGCCGUAAAUAAAUACAUCAGCUUGAUCUGGGACUGGUUCUAUCAGGAAGAUGAUGUUGAAACCGUGGGUGAUUUCUUCAGCAGGCCCAUCUUUAAUUUCUUGUUCAUCUCCAACAUAUCAUACGCAUAUGAGGCCAGGGAUAAACUUUUGAAUCUUUUAAUUGAGAAACACUCACCAAAAUUCCAAAUAACCGAGAAAAAUGGGUUCAAGAUGUACUACUUUGAUAACUUUGCCGAUCUAAACUUUUUACAGUUGAUCAUAUUGACUUGUCAAACCAAGAAUGUCGAUCUGUUCCAUAAUCUCAAAGAACAUUACGGUGGGUCGUCAAGCAAAUAUGCUGCAGAGUUGGAGUUCUUGGGACAAGAGUACUUUGGAAUAGUCGCUCAUAGACAAACCAAUUUCUUGCAGGACAUGAUGGCAGGUUUCCUGGGCGGCGGACCCAAAUGA
Messenger RNA from Torulaspora delbrueckii, 921 nucleotides. RefSeq names its product protein GET4 (gene GET4). Gene Ontology annotation, cellular component: cytosol; TRC complex. Lineage: Eukaryota; Fungi; Ascomycota; Saccharomycetes; Saccharomycetales; Saccharomycetaceae. Gene Ontology annotation, biological process: protein insertion into ER membrane. The transcript has a single exon. The coding region runs from base 1 to 921 and encodes 306 amino acids. Gene Ontology annotation, molecular function: protein binding. The record is from RefSeq and is a predicted model, not a curated record.